AUUUGUUCAAAGCAAAUAUAGAUAGAUAAUUCACUGUAUAUAAGAGCUGGUGUUUCUCUUGUUCAUCACCUCCACACAGGAACACUGAAGCUGACACUGAGAAGAAAGAAGAUAAUCCUGCAGAAGAUCAUUUUUACCAUUUGCAUCAUCUCAACCAUGAAGGUGCUGAUUGUGUCUCUACUGGUCUGUGCCAUGAUGGCUCUGACCAGAGCUGCUGCUGUUCCAGAAGCAGAGCCGGGUAAGAAGACAGGACCACUCGUUCAGGAAGGGAAAAGUCACAUCGUCGAGCGGUCUUUAUUUUGUCCCAGAGGUUGGACUGGCUACAAAGGUCGCUGUUUCCUCUACGUUCCAACAGCCAUGACCUGGGCUAAAGCUGAGAGAAACUGUCAGUCCCAGGGUGGGAACCUUGCAUCAGUGCAUAACAUACAGGAAUACCAUGAGAUUCAGAGGCUGAUAGUGAAAUCCAGUUAUGAGUAUAAAGAAGCAUGGAUCGGAGGCUCUGAUGCCCAAGAGGAGGGUACUUGGAUGUGGAGCGAUGGUUCACGUUUCAUCUACCAGAACUGGUGUCCUACACACCCCGACAACAUGCAUGGCAUUCAGCACUGUUUACAAAUGAAUUUUGGAGAUGAAAAAUGCUGGGAUGAUUGCGAGUGUAGUCACCUUCACCCAUUUGUCUGCAGCAAAAAAAUCUGAUGAUUCCUGGGCUGACACAGAGGCAUCAAGUACCUGUUGAGAGCACAAACACAGUCGUUUUUGCAUCAUCAGUCUCAUAAAUAUAACCUAAAGGCUCUAUAUCUCAUUUCAUAUCUCUAUCUUUUCUAUCGCUGUAACGCUA
This is a messenger RNA of Sander lucioperca (pikeperch), 835 nucleotides long. RefSeq names its product type-2 ice-structuring protein-like. Gene Ontology annotation, molecular function: signaling receptor activity. The transcript is spliced from 7 exons. Bases 157 to 693 code for a protein of 178 amino acids. The record is from RefSeq and is a predicted model, not a curated record. Lineage: Eukaryota; Metazoa; Chordata; Actinopteri; Perciformes; Percidae.